CGGGUGUUUGCUUUAUUUUGACGGAAAGCUGCGUACCUAAUCUGGCAACAUGAGAAACAGCCCCUGCCUCAGUUGUAAAUGGCGACCGUGAACACGGUGGACUGUAAACAUCCACGGUUUUAACUGUCGGUUCAUGCCCGGUGCUGGCAAGAGGUUUACUGAUAAAGAGACGAAAACGAAACAAACGUUGAACUGAUGGAGAGGAGUGACAGCGAUGGCGAAAAUGACAAAGAGUUUGAAGUGACCGAGCUGCGGCUGAAAGUGGAGGCCCUGAAACAGGAGCUGAAAGAGUGCCGAGCUGAGCUGGCAAAGUUACAGAAACAACUAAGUCAGUCUGAGAGACUGCAGAGAAGCACCGAGUGCUACAACGAGGACCUGAGAAAACAGGUUGACCAGCUGAGUGCAGAGAUUCAUGAGCGCAAGAAGAAAGAUAAAGAGAAAAUCGAUAGUGAAACUCAGACAGAAGAACAAAUAUGGACAGAAAGCGAUUAUUACGCCUAUUAUUAUGGCGGCUACUAUCAGAACGCAGAGGCUGCAGAUGCUCAGGAAGAGCCAGUCACAGCACCAGUGGAUCCAGCUGUUGGCAGCGAGGUGACGGACAUGUCAGCACAAAAUGAAGAGGGCUUGUCAGUUCAACCGGACCACACUGCUGUUGUCACAGGAGAGGAGGCUGAUGGAGGUUCCAUAGCUGACAUGUUGAGGGCCACCGCUGAGGAGGCCAUGACGCAGACUGGGUUCGUCUUUGAUGAGACAACUGGGAUGUACUAUGACCACAGCACAGGCUUCUACUAUGACUCGGUCAGUCAGCUGUAUUAUGAUGCCAACACAGGCAUUUACUACUACUACGAUGCAGAGAGCGGCCGAUACCAGUUUCAUUCCAGAAUUGAAGUGGCAGUUUCACAAAGUGCUGCAGAUCCAAAUCAAGACAUUGGCCUUUCUGAACGAAAAGGCAGAAAGCUCAAGAAGGGCAUGAAGAAAACCUCAUACCAGGAUAACAAGGAACACAUACUGGAUGAGGUAAAGUUGGAAGAAGAGUCUGCGAACCAGCCAUUAGUGAAGAAGUCUACAGCAUCACAUAAAGAGAAAAGACGUUCUCUGAGUCCAGACAUGGCUCCACGUAGAAAACGCUGUUCUUCUAAACACCCAGAGGAGAGUGACAAAUAUCCUAACAAGAGAAAGAAGCAGAAAAACAGUUCACGCCAUGGUGAAAAGCGAAGCUCAAGGAAGAAACGCAAGAAAACCAAGUCGGAAAAGCAUAAAAAGAAAAAAAGCUCCAAAGAUCGGAGCAGUGACUCUGAUGGGAACAGCGAGCCAGAAGAAGGUGAAUUAAUGGAAUCGGAGAAGGAGUGGGAGUCCACACCCUCACACUCGGUAUCUUCUGCUUACUCUUCUAAGGAAAGCCCAAUGUCUGAGAUGGAGACUCCCAGUCAUGAAGAUGUUUGGCCACCCUGUGUACGAGUGACAGUGGUCAGGUCUGCAGUGAUACAAGUUGGCACUCUGUUCAUCAUCACAGCUGACUCUCCGGCUACUAUUGGCAGAGAGAAAGAUAUGGACCACGCAAUUCGAAUUCCUGAAAUGAGCGUCAGCAAGUUCCAUGCUGAGGUGUACUUUGACCACGACCAGCAGAGCUACAUGCUGGUGGAUCAGGGCAGUCAGAAUGGAACAGUCAUCAAUGGCAACAGAAUCUUACAGCCCAAAACCAAGUGUGAGCCACACGCACUGAUGCACGGUGAUGAGGUGAAGAUGGGCGACACUGUGCUGUCUUUUCACAUCCACUCAGGAAACGACACCUGUGACGGCUGUGAGCCCGGACAGGUCAUGGCUCAUCUCAGCAAGCACAGGCGGGAGGAGACGACGGGCUGCACUCUCAGCAAGGAGGAUAAAGAAGCUCUGCGACAGAAGGAGCUGAAGCAGAUGAAAGCCAAAUAUGGCCUGCAGAGUAAUGAGUUUGAGGAGGCCAAAACCCUGAGAAACCCAAAAUACAAAGAUAGAGCAGAGUCCCGGCGGCAGACGGUCGGCAGCGAGGGCGUUUUCCAAAGAGAUGAUGCGCCUGCUUCUGUAAACGAGGAGAUCAGUGAAGUCAAUAAAGGGCGGAAGAUGUUGGAGAAGAUGGGCUGGAAAAAAGGAGAGGGGCUGGGUAAAGAGGGAACUGGAAUGAAAGACCCGAUUGAGUUAAAACUUCGGAAGUCACAUGCAGGUUUGGGGGCCAGCACUGCCAUUUCUCUGGACGAUGUGUCUUUAAACAGGUCAAAGUCCCAGAAGAACUGGGAGAAAGCCCGUGAGAGGUUUGCCGAGUCAUGUCAGCCUGACACGCAGUCGUUCAAAACGCAGAACAGCUCACCCAAAGCCUGGGUCCGAGCAGAUGAGACUGACACAAACGGACAAAGUUAGGAAUAAGCGUGUAUAUUUAAUAAAUGUAGUAUAUGAGUAAAUGGAACGGUUUGGUAUGUGCGAUCUUGUUCUUUGAGAGCUGUGAGAUACUGUAUGUAUAUGACAGUUAUAAAUAGUGUACUUGUACUUUGUGUAUUUUUGGAUUAAUCUUCAUAAAUCCUCCAGAAGCCAAAUGA
Molecule: messenger RNA, 2567 nt
Organism: Thalassophryne amazonica
Lineage: Eukaryota; Metazoa; Chordata; Actinopteri; Batrachoidiformes; Batrachoididae
Gene: aggf1
Product: angiogenic factor with G patch and FHA domains 1
Exons: 16
Coding region: 196-2391 (731 amino acids)
Biological process (GO): vasculogenesis
Molecular function (GO): nucleic acid binding; protein binding
Source: RefSeq, a predicted model, not a curated record